UUCUACUACGCUUCUCAUCUUUAACCACUUGUUUGUUGAUUGUUUUGAGUUUGUUUAUUUUUCAAUAAGAAUCUGUGUGCAUUAGACAACAAGGUCUUGAACUAACAGGAAUAGGAAAUUGUGUGUUUGAAAGGUUUUUCAUCUGAGAACUCCUUUGCUGCGGUAUCGUUUAAAAGAAAUUUUGGUACACCCCAUCCAAUUGGUCUUUGUCUCCUGCUGCAACGAUGGGACAAGACUACUGCAAAAAGAGCAACGGUAUAACGAAUAAUGUCUGGAACGGGAUAAAGAGCCGGAUUCAAAGUCAUACGCUGGAGGGACUGGAGUUGGAUGAGAUUCACAUGCUGCAGCAGAAGAGAAUUUAUGAGUGUCCCCUACUUCUUGCUGCAAAAGAGAAUGAUGUUGGCGCUAUUAAGAAGCUUUUGGAAUGUCCUUCUACUGACCUAUACAUCCGAGGUGCAGUGGGAGAGACUGCCUUGCAUGUGGCUGCAUUAUAUGAUAACCUGGAGGCUGCAGAGAUAUUAAUUGAAGAAGCACCUGAUCUUAUUAAUCAAGCAAUGACCUCUGAUCUCUAUGAAGGGCAGGUUGCUCUGCACAUUGCUGCCGUCAAUCAGAACAUGAAUUUAGUAAAGAUGCUCAUUGAUAGUGGCGCUGAUGUCUGCUCUCCUCGAGCCACAGGAAGUUUUUUUGUCCACAGUGAAGAGAAUCUCUUUUACUAUGGGGAGCACAUUUUGACCUUUGCUGCUUGUGUUGGAAAUGAGGGAAUAGUCCGACUUCUUAUAGACAGCGGUGCUGACAUAGGAGUUCAGGAUUAUUAUGGCAACACUGUUCUACACAUCUUGGCCCUUCAGCCUAAUCAAACCUUUUCCUGCCAGAUGUUUGACCUGAUGUUAUCCUAUGACCAAGGAGAGGGGGAUGAGAGUCUUCAGAUGGUUCAAAAUAACAUGGGGAUCACUGCUUUCAAACUUGCUGCUUCUGAAGGAAACACUGUGAUGUUUCAACACAUGAUAAUGAAACGUAAAAAGAUCCAGUGGACGUUUGGCCCUAUUAAUUCUACAUUGUAUGACCUGUCAGGAAUUGAUUCAUGGGGAGAAGAUCAGUCUGUAUUAGAGCUGGUGGUGUCUUCCAAGAAAAGAGCAGCUCGGCAAAUUCUAGAUCUCACUCCUGUGAAGGAACUUGUUAGCCUGAAGUGGAGGGGCUGUGGGCGUCCCUACUUUUGGUUUUUGGCAGCUCUCUACGUCCUAUACAUAAUCUGUGUGACUAUGUGUUGUGUUUACAGACCUCUAAAACCUAUUCCUAAAAAAUUAAAUAAUACACGUGAUAUUACGAUCUUCAUGCAAAGACCCAUUCACGAGGCCUACAUGACCAGUGAAGAUGAUCUGCGACUGGUUGGCGAACUAAUUAGUGUGAUGGGAGCUCUCUUCAUAUUGCUUCUAUUGAUUCCAGACCUCCUACGAGUUGGUGCCACCAGAUAUUUUGGGCAGACGGUUCUUGGAGGACCUUUUCAUAUAAUUAUAAUCGUCUUUGCAUGCAUGGUGAUGUCAGUAUUGGUUAUGAGAGUGACGAGCAGCGAUGGAGAAGUUGUCCCAAUGUCUAUCGCUCUUGUGUUGGGCUGGUGCUAUGUCAUGUAUUUUACAAGGGGAUUCCAGAUGCUUGGACCCUUUACAAUCAUGAUCCAGAAGAUGAUCUUUGGCGAUCUCCUACGUUUUUGCUGGCUUAUGGCAGUGGUUAUACUUGGUUUUGGAGCAGCAUUCUUUGUGAUCUUCCAGAUGUCAGACUCCUCUCAGCUCGGCCAGUUCAUGACUUACCCCAUGUCCAUAUUCAGCACUUUUGAGCUCUUCCUCACACUCAUUGAUGGACCUGCCAACUAUGACGUGAACUUGCCGCUGAUGUUUAGCUUCAUGUAUUCAGCAUUCGCAAUCAUUGCAGCACUUCUAAUGCUCAACCUUCUCAUUGCUAUGAUGGGAGACACUCACUGGCGGGUUUCACAUGAACAGGAUGAGUUGUGGAGGGCACAGAUUGUAGCCACAACUAUAAUGCUAGAAAGAAAAAUGCCCAAAACUCUUUGGCCACGUUUAGGAGUUUGUGGAAAAGAAUAUGGGCUAGGAGAUCGCUGGUUUCUACGAGUUGAAGAACGCAAGGACUUGGACAAGCGAAAGAUUAAAAAAUAUGUAAAUGCAUUCCACACCUCAGAUGAUGAUUGUGGAGAUGGACAGUCAAUGAAGUCUGAAUAUACUGAAAACAAACCUCAUCAUCCCCACACUGAGAAGCCACCAUCAAAUAUAACACCUCCUUUAGUUAGAAGAGUAUCCAGAAGCCGAUCGAAUAGUGGGUGGAACAUACUUCGAAAAGUCUCCAUUAACCAACUUCAGGGGAAAAUCAAUUAUGCUCUAGAUAUUGACGAAAAAGUAUAUGAUGUGUGAAUUAAUGGUCUUAUAGCUGCUACUGAUGCCAUCUCAAUGGUCAUGUUAUGAGUGAUAAGCCACUUAGA
Molecule: messenger RNA, 2488 nt
Organism: Pelobates fuscus (common spadefoot toad)
Lineage: Eukaryota; Metazoa; Chordata; Amphibia; Anura; Pelobatidae
Product: transient receptor potential cation channel subfamily V member 6-like
Exons: 15
Coding region: 225-2420 (731 amino acids)
Biological process (GO): calcium ion import across plasma membrane
Cellular component (GO): plasma membrane
Molecular function (GO): protein binding; calcium channel activity
Source: RefSeq, a predicted model, not a curated record